Molecule: messenger RNA, 2935 nt
Organism: Colletotrichum scovillei
Lineage: Eukaryota; Fungi; Ascomycota; Sordariomycetes; Glomerellales; Glomerellaceae
Exons: 2
Coding region: 395-2470 (691 amino acids)
Cellular component (GO): nuclear inner membrane
Molecular function (GO): chromatin binding
Source: RefSeq, a predicted model, not a curated record
CGCCCGUGUCUUUCAUCCAUCCCGUCCGACGUUAUCAACAUCUGUCCACUGGGCGCAUCCUUUGCACAACUUGCACCUUACACCCCAUCGCUCAGACCUUGGUGCACCUGCCACGGCCGCAGAAAGCAAGGCCCAAAUCCUCUGUGCGACUGCAUUUUGUAUGCGCCAGUCACUCCUUCCUUGCCUGCUCUAUCCCUCAAGGUUUCAUACUGCAGGGCUUCAAAGACUGCCUUGUGAGCUUCCUUUGACGUCUUGUCGCAAAGUGUCCAAGCUCUGAUACCGUCAUUCAGCACCACUCUUUCUUUGAUUGCAACUUCUGAGUUUCUUUGCUUAUACUCUCUGCUUUCUCAUUUGCAAACAACCAACUUUCGGCGGCAUCUUCAACUGCUUCAACAUGGAUGACUACGAAUACCUUCAGCCUGGGUUCGACCCCAAAUCGCUGACAGUCCCUCGGCUCCGCUCGAUCCUCGUCGCACACGACAUCCAGUACCCCGCGACAGCCAAAAAGCCUCAGCUCAUCCAGCUGUUCGAAGAGCAGGUUGUGCCUCAAGCCAAAAAGAUUUUGGCGAAACAAGCCAAGGCCAAAAGAUCAAGCUACGGCAUUGUCGAUGCUGGGAGCUCUCAGGACACUGACGAUUUCGAUAACGACUACGACCUUGCUCCUCCCCCGCCGAGGGUGACGAGAUCGAGAUCGCCGCGCAAAGCAUCUGCUCGGAUCAGAAGCGAGGAAUAUGAGCAAGAAGUGCCGGCUCCAGUCAGCCCGACGAAGCGGAAGGUCCGAGCUGCGAGCCGACAAUUGCCAGAGCCUGAACCUGAACCUUAUGUCGAGUCUUACAUCGAACCGGAGCCGCCCAAGUCUGUUCGCAAGCGAGCUGUCACUCCCAAGAUCCCGAAGAUCAAGCAGGAAGAGUCCGAGGAAGAUUUCUUCAACCGUAGAGAGUCACAGUACUUCUCUACAGAGAACCCUUUCCAGAGUGGGAGCCCAGCAACGCAGCUCAUCACUAGCCCCAACGGACGAAGGAAGACCACUGGCCUAGAUUUCGCAAAUGGCAAACUGGAAAGUAGCCCUCGUCGACGAACGGAUGGCCAUUACGCCGAGGAUCGCCCCAAAUCGUCGAGAAAGUCUCAUGCAUUCGAGGUUCCUGUCAGCGAUCUUCUUCGCGAGCAAACACCCGAACCCCAAGACUUCGAGGUUGAGGCUGGGGAAGAGUUCACCCCCGAUGCACAGUUCGAGAUGGAACAAGAGAUGGCUGCCGGUGGUGAAAGAGCCCUAGCCCCACGGCCUGCGUCGCCUCCACGUCCAAGACGGAGUCUCGCCAAACCUCUCUGGGCUCUUGCGAUCUCCUUGUUCGGAGCGUACGGUGCGUGGUACCGACAGGAGAAGGUUGCUGUUGGCUACUGUGGACUCGGUCGACCUGCCACGCAAAUCAUCCCUCCCGAGGUCGCAGUUCCCGAUUGGGCAGUGCAGCUUGCGGAGCCCCAGUGCGAGCCUUGUCCACAGCACGCUUACUGCUACGAAGAUUUUACUGUUCGCUGCGAGCCUGACUUCAUUUUGAAGCCUCACCCUCUGGCUUUGGGCGGGUUGGUUCCACUUCCACCCACAUGUGAGCCGGAUGGCGAAAAGGUUAGAAGAGUGAAGGCUGUGGCGGACAAGGCGGUCGAGGAGCUAAGAGAGCGCCGCGCGCAAUUCGAAUGUGGAGAUUCCACUGUAGAUGCUGGUCAGGCGCCAGCGUCACCAUCCAUCGCAGAAGAGGAGCUGAAGGCUGCGAUUAGUGCAAAGCGGAGCAAGAAGAUGAACAAGCAAGAGUUUGACGACCUUUGGGUCGCCGCGAUCGGAGAAGUCAAGGGUAGAGAGGAAGUCGAAGUGGCAUCAAAGGCCAAUUCCACCUCAAUUUCAGACGCCUACCUCUCGUCUACCUCUCUCGCUCGGUUACCGAUCGGCUGCACCCUCAAGCGCUCAGUCAGACUCGGUCUGGCAAGACAUCGACUCUCAAUUGGAUCUGUGAUUCUGUUGAUUUCAGCUUACUUUUACGUCCGGCGGAAGUACAGGUCUCACAAGGCGACUGCGGCGCAGGUUCCUGCGUUGGUAGACCUUGUUUUGUCAAAAUUGGCAACACAAAAGGAGCUCGGCGAGGAAGACAUUGAUGACCCUUGGCUCUUCCUCCCGAACCUCCGCGACGACGUGCUCCGUUCCGUCCACUCGCUCGGGGAGAGAGACCGAAUUUGGAUAAAGGUCAAGGCGGUAGUUGAGCAAAACAGCAACGUGCGGACCAGCCAGAGAGAGGGAAGGAGCGGCGAAGUUGGUCGCGCGUGGGAGUGGAUUGGACCGAUUGCAGGGGACAGUGCCAGACGACGCAAGAGCGGACGUAUUUCCUAUGGAGCGGAUGUUAAGACAGAAGAUACCCCGGGGACGUCAGAGGACAAGGCUGCUGCUCAUUCAAAAUGGGAUGAGCCGCGGCCUAUCUAUUGAGCUGUGUGUGUGUCGAUGGAGAUGCACUGUCGACCAGUCAUCAUACCUUUCCUAGGCGCCAUCACGCGUAAUAAUUUUCUUUGUUAGAACGGAUUUGACGCAACGAGGAGGCUCUGGUGAUAUUUCCCCCUCUCAACACCUUGCUCACGAGCUAGGACGGAAAGGCGUUCAGGAAUGCUGUACAGAGUACGGAUUUGAGGGACAGAAUCACGGUUUCGUAGGAUGAUACGGUGAUAGUUUUCAUACCCCGAGAUUGAACAUACUUCUUACCUUUUUCAUGACUCUUCUGAUGCGUUAUGAUUUUUCCUAUAUAAUUGCUGGCCGAUUUCGCGCGUGGAAAUAUGUUAAUCAGUUGGUUGCCAUCACGUUUUGAGUCGUUGCUAUGCUCGGGCGGAGAAUGUCGGAGCGAUCGGAUUUGCGAGCGGAGGUGGUGGUGCAGCCAACAACAACGGUUAAGGACACCCG